AUGUAUGCUUUAGAAAGUUUUUGCCAUGCCCUGUCAAUUGGGGUUUGGUUCUCUGUUCCCUGGAGGCCAAGAUCAGUUAAAAAAAGAAACUUCCUAAAAGGACGCCCCUCCCAAAAAUCUGUCAAAUCCCCACCCCUCUACCCCCCAAAGGAACCAUUCAGCCCCAACCCUCUACCCCGAAAGGGUCCAUUCAGCCCCAGCCCUCUACCCCCAAAGGGACCAUUCAGCCCCAAUCUUCCACUCCCAAGGGGACCAUUCAGCCCCCAGCCCUCUACCCUCCAAAGGAGCCAUUCAGCCCCCAGCCCUCUACCCCCCAAAGGAGCCAUUCAGCCCCCAGCCCUCUACCCCCCCAAAGGAGCCAUUCAGCCCCCAGCCCUCUACCCCCCCAAAGGAGCCAUUCAGCCCCCAGCCCUCUACCCCCCAAAGAGACCAUUCAGCUCCCAGCCCUCUACCCCCAAAGGAACCAUUCAGCCCCAAUCUUCUACUCCCAAGGGGACCAUUCAGCCCCCAGCCCUCUACCCCCAAAGGGACCAUUCAGCUCCCAGCCCUCUACCCCCAAAGGUACCAGACUGA
Molecule: messenger RNA, 573 nt
Organism: Ylistrum balloti
Lineage: Eukaryota; Metazoa; Mollusca; Bivalvia; Pectinida; Pectinidae
Exons: 2
Coding region: 1-573 (190 amino acids)
Source: RefSeq, a predicted model, not a curated record